This is a messenger RNA of Agelaius phoeniceus (red-winged blackbird), 4339 nucleotides long. Lineage: Eukaryota; Metazoa; Chordata; Aves; Passeriformes; Icteridae. The record is from RefSeq and is a predicted model, not a curated record.
AAAGGGUUCAGAAGAAUGAGCCGAACAUUUUCCGAGUGCUCUUACCCGGAAACGGAGGAGGAGGAACUGCUGGACAGGGAUUCCUGCCAUCGGUUUGAGAAGAGACUGGGCAGGAGUGAACCUCCUUCUGCCACUUUCCUUAAGAGCCAUGUGAGGAAAGAGUCCUCUGCUGUGCUCAACAGAAUCCAGAAGAUUGAGCAGGCACUGAAGGAGCAGUCAGGCAGAGGCCUCCCCCAGUUACCAAGCAGCUGCUACAGUGUUGACAAAGGGAGGAAAAAGUCUGGGGCUCUGCCUACUGUGGAGGGACUGAAUGAAACCCCCAGCGAUAGCAAAGGCGGGGGUGUUAUUUUGGGGAGUGAACCAGAAAGCCCUCCUGAGGCUGAGAAAAGCAGUAAAACAAAACAGGGCGUUACUGCGAGCUCAGUGGGCCCCAGAGUGCUCCUGGAAAGCGCGCCCAACAGCGCCGUGAACCCUGUCCCCAAGCCCAAACGCACCUUUGAGUACGAGGCAGACAAGUCCCACAAGAGCAAACCAAGCAAUGGCCUACCUCCAUCUCCCACAGCUGCUGCUCCUCCUCCCCUCCCGUCCACGCCCGCGCCCCCCGUGACCAGAAGGCAGAAGAAGGAGUCGCGCUUUCACCGAAAAUCCCAGAACAGAAAAUCCUUUGAGUUUGAGGAUGCCUCAAGCCUGCACUCCCUGUACCCUCCCUCCCCGACUGAAAAUGGAACCGAGAGCCAGCAUAAAUUUGGAUCCAAGAGCACUUUAGAAGAAAAUGCCUAUGAAGACAUUGUAGGCGAGUCACCCAAGGAAAACCCGUACGAGGAUGUGGAGCUGAAAGGCCGUCACGGGGGGCGAAAAUCCCAUCAGCUGUCCGAGAACUCCCUAGAUUCCCUGCACAGGAUGUGGACGCCGCAGAGCAGGAAAUACACGGCACCUCCGCAGCUUGUCCAAAGAAUCAAUUCCAUCUACAGUGCAAAAAGAGGGAAAAAACGACUGAAGAAACUUUCUAUGUCCAAUAUUGAGACAGCGUCUCUACGAGAUGAGAACAGCGAGAGUGAGAGUGACUCAGAUGACAGGUUUAAAGCUCACACCCAGCGCCUUGUGCACAUCCAGUCAAUGCUGAAGAGGGCUCCAAGCUAUCGAACCCUGGAGCUGGAGCUGAUUGAGUGGCAGGAGCGGGAAUUAUUUGAGUAUUUUGUGGUAGUGUCCCUGAAAAAGAAGCCCUCUAAAAACACUUACCUCCCAGAAGUGACAUACCAGUUUCCCAAGCUGGAGAGGCCCACCAAGCAGAUGCGGGAAGCGGAGGAGCGCCUCAAGGCCAUCCCACAGUUCUGCUUCCCUGAUGCCAAGGACUGGCUCCCUGUCUCUGAGUACAACAGUGAGACCUUCUCUUUCAUGCUGACUGGGGAGGACGGGAGCCGGCGCUUCGGGUACUGCAGGAGGCUCUUGCCCAAUGGAAAAGGCCCACGCCUACCUGAAGUUUACUGUGUCAUCAGCCGCCUGGGGUGCUUUGACUUAUUUUCUAAGAUCCUGGAUGAGGUUGAAAGGAGAAGGGGAAUAUCUGCUGCCCUGGUUUAUCCAUUUAUGAGAAGUCUGAUGGAAUCUCCUUUUCCUGCACCUGGAAAGACAAUCAAAGUCAAAACCUUCCUGCCUGGAGCUGGAAAUGAGGUCAUCGAGCUGCGGAGGCCCAUGGACUCCCGCCUGGAGCACGUGGACUUCGAGUGCCUCUUCAGGUGCCUGAGCGUGCGGCAGAUCAUCCGCAUCUUCGCCUCGCUCCUGCUCGAGCGCCGCGUCAUCUUCGUGGCCGACAAGCUCAGCACCCUGUCGAGCUGCUCCCAUGCUGUAGUGGCCCUGCUGUACCCCUUCUCCUGGCAGCACACCUUCAUUCCUGUCCUGCCCUCGUCCAUGAUUGACAUCGUGUGCUGCCCUACCCCGUUCCUGGUGGGACUGCUCUCCAGCUCUCUGCCCAAACUCAAGGACCUGCCUGUAGAGGAGGCUUUGAUGGUUAACCUGGGAUCUGAUCGAUUCAUCAGACAGAUGGAUGAUGAAGAUACACUAUUGCCUAGAAAAUUGCAAGCUGCUCUGGAGCAGGCUCUAGAGAGAAAGAAUGAACUAUUAAAUCAGGAUUCAGAUAGUGAUUCAGAUGAUGAAUGUAACACCCUGAAUGGAUUAGUGUCUGAGGUUUUUAUCCGAUUCUUUGUGGAGACAGUUGGCCAUUAUUCCCUGUUCCUAACCCAGAAUGAAAAAGGAGAGCGUGCCUUCCAAAGGGAGGCUUUCCGUAAAUCUGUGGCCUCCAAGAGUAUCCGCCGCUUCUUGGAAGUUUUCAUGGAAUCCCAAAUGUUCGCCGGUUUCAUCCAGGACAGAGAGCUGAGGAAAUGCAGGGCUAAAGGGCUCUUCGAGCAGAGGGUGGAACAGUACUUGGAAGAGCUCCCGGACACGGAACAAAGUGGAGUAAACAAGUUCCUGCGAGGCCUCGGUAACAAAAUGAAGUUCCUCCACAAGAAGAACUAGCUCCUUCCUGCUGAAACACCAACCCAAAACCUAUUUAUGGCACCGUGCGAGAGACCUGCGGCGCUGGAGUGCAGAGCGGGAGGAGAGCGGAGCGAGCUGAGGCAGCUCCAGAAGAAGAUCCAUGGAUGCUGUGUCAGUGUGCCACAGGAUGGCUCCUCCAUGUUUUUGGGCAGAGUUUGUACAUAAUGUGCUGUAAGCUUUUGUAACUGAUUUUGUAAUGAGCGAGAAAACUGUGGUAAAUAUUUGUAUAUUCCUGAGAAUACCAGGUGCUUGUUUUUUUUCUUUAGUAUGAGUUGAGUUAUGCUUGGUGCAAAAACGAGUAGCUGAUUAUGUGCAGCUGACUGUCUCAGCAGAACCACUGACUCCAAGGGAUGUUUGAUGCCUGAACACUGCGGGGUGAAUGAGCUCGGGUACGUGGGAGAGGUUUUAUGCACGGGGCUGCUCUCGUGCGGCACAGGCGCUUGUCUGUCUGUCUGUCUGUUUCCUUCGAACUGAUUUUAAAGGAGAAAUAACAAAGUAACUUGAUAAUAAGGUACUUGGUUCACAUUGCAGAACCUCCACUUGGUUUGAACUCAGUAAACUCCUUAUAACCCACUGUGCACUAAGAUGCUAAGCCUGGGGAGAUCUCAGCUCUCUUGACAUGCAAGCUGCAGCAAGUAGGUACAGUACAGCCUUUCCUAGUGUAUGUAUGUAUGGAUCCUAAUAAACUCUGUAAAUAGACCUGUUUGUUUAUAUUCAUUGCAAACCUCUGCACUUCCUCAUGUGGAGCAGGUACAAACACAGCAACUCACCUGUGAUUUUUAAAUGAAUUUGUAAUUAAAAUGUAAAGUGGAUAUUACAAACCUGUCUUUUGGUAGGUUUGCUGUUUUUGUUUUCACUUUAGGGUUUCUUCAGUGUUUUUCACUAGGGCUAAGACAAGAGACAUUUUAUACCCCUUUUUAAAUAAUUUUAUCCUAACAAAAGCAUCUGUUAAAACAUUUUUUCAUGGGUUAGCAGCGAAUGAUUUUAUCUUUGUAUCACAGAUACUGCUCCUGACCUAUGGAAUUUUCAGUUGGCUUUGUGCUGUGCUUGGUGCUCAAGUGUCACACUCUUCCUUGAUGUAGAAACAGAGCUCCUGUUAAGGUUCUAUAAGUUUUCCCAUAGUCUGAAGAAGAAAAUAUUAAAAAAAAUAUAAAAUGCUUCAGAUCUGACAGAUAAUGAAAAUUAGCUGAAGCCUCUUACCUUCAAAGGAAACCCACCACGCUCUGGUGUUCGUCAUUCUCAGCGUGACUGCUGUAGUUAGAUGGGCUUUGAGGCUUGCGCAGUUCCUGACCUGACAGUGGUUCUGGUUUGCUAUCAGCCUCAUAGAGCAAAUUCGAGGGCUGUUCACUGAAAAGGUGAAGUCGUUUCCUUUUUCAGUUACCUCCCUCACACUCCAAAAUCCACAAAAGCAUCUUAAGUGUAUGUGAAAUGUCAGUGAAAUACCAGGUGCUUUUGCUACAGAUGAAAUGUCACCAAAACUGGUAACUUCCAUUAGUUUUACUCUGUGAUAUGUUCCAAGUUCCAGAAUGAUUGCUAGAUGUAAUUCUUGAGCGUGGAAGGAGUAAUGUCACUUGUACAGGUGGCUUCUGGCCUUUUUAUAAACAACAGCUGCUAGUAACUGUAGGGGGAAAUACAUAAUUCCUCUUCAGAAAAUGAUGGAUAAAACUGUAUCAGGACAUGCUGUGGAGUUACUGCAAAGGCAAGACAAAGCCGAUGUACAAGAAUGUUGUGCUGUAAAACCCAUCUCCUGUGCCAAAGCUGUUUUGCUCCAUUUGCACUUUAAAAAUUAAAGGAGAAAGCUUUUAAA